UAGGCCGCGGCGGCGCGGUGGCUCCGCCCUGCCCGGCCAUGGACUACGCAGCAGUCGCCGAGGCGGCGGCUGAGAAGAUGGAGCUCUACCGGCGGGACCCCGGCGGGUGGCGGGGCUGCCGGCACACGAGCGAGGUGUCGGUUUCGUGGAGACCCUCCGCGGAGUUCGCGGGCAACGCGUACAGGGGCGAGGGGAUCGUGCCCGCCAGCCCCCAGGAUGUCUGGGAAUGCAUAAAGCCGGUGGCCGGCGGGCUCAGGACCACGUGGGACCAAAACGUGAAGGACUUCGAGGUCGUCGAAGCCGUCAGCGAUACUGUCUCUGUAUGCAGAACCACAACCCCCUCAGCUUUCAUGAGGAUUAUUUCACCGAGAGAAUUUGUGGAUGUGGUACUAAUAAAGCAGUAUGAAGAUGGGACAAUGCUAUCUGCUGCCAUCAACGUGGAACACCCACUGUGUCCUCCUCAACCAAAUUUUGUGAGAGGUUUUAAUUAUCCCUGUGGCUGUUUCUGUAUACCUCUUCCAGGGGAACCAGGCAGGACUCAGCUCCUCAGUUUCUUUCAGACUGAUCUCGGUGGCUACCUUCCCCAGACGGUGGUGGAUUCCUUCUUUCCAGCUAACAUAGCUGGAUUUUACAGCAACCUGACCAAAGCUGUUAAGGCAUUAAAAGCAUGACAAGACCAAUAGCUGACAUCACCAGCUAAGGGUAGGAAAAAACCUGACAGCUCGAGGGCAGAAAUAGGAAGUUGGCCUUAUGGGACUGUACUACCAGCAAAGAUACUUAGGAAAGGGGAACAAUGGAUUAAGUAAAGUAAAUUUUUAAAACAGCAUUUUUUUACCUGUCUCUGUUCAAAUCAAAGUAUUCUUUUCUAAUACAAUAUCCUUCAUUUUUAUAAUUAAAGAAAUAUCACAGCAGAAGCUGGAAGAAUCCUGGAGGCAGCACUGGUGGCUGUCUGCAGGGAGAAGAUGCAGAUACUAGAUUUGCUCUCAUCCACGUUUUGUCAGUGUCUGUGAGGAGCAGCAUUGCUAAAAUCCACUUAGCACUACAGCAUUAGGUGGGUGCGGGGCAGCCCAUUUUGUCUCUGAAGCUCCCUGUAGACUCCUGUAGAACAACAUUCCUUCCCCAAAAGAAGAGGUAGCUGUUUUGCUAUCAGUGCUCAGAGAUGCUAAGAUGCUUCAGUGGGUCCAAACCAGCAAAAGGUAAAAGCCAGAACAAAUUGGAUCGUGUGGAGGAUCCUGCUUAUGUGUUCCAGCAGACUUCAAUACUAAUGGUAAAUACGCCUUAAGUGUGUUUUUUUUUCUAAAUUAAAUCUACCGGUGCAAAUCAGUUCAUAGUUCUGUGAGUUGACAAAUAGACACUCUUCCUUUCUCCUCUCUGUACCAAAACCAGUGAUUUCUGCAAUGUCGUGAUACAAGCGGCACUGACAUAGUGGCAAUAAAUAAGAGGACUAAGCACUUUACUUGCCAUUUUUUUAAAUGCUUGAAAGGAGCAUUUUUAACUGCACUUGAACAUUUUUCUGUCUCCUGUGGUGAGAGUUUUUAACGGGUAAAUGAUCUUUUCUGUAGCUUAGUCUUGACAGGCCGUAAGGACGUUGCUUUUUUCCUAAGACUGGUUUGCCUCACAGCAUUAUCUUGGGAAAUCAGCUCCUGAUCUUGUGUGCAGUGAUGUGUCCGGCUUUAGAUGAUGUUUAUGGUGCUGGUUACUGCAGGAAUAUCAGACAUUACUGUGGAUUACAUAUAAUUGCAAGAGGAAAAUUAUUUGCUGAAUUAGGAAUUUAAAUGCAGGUUGUGAUUUUAAUGCUGUAACCUGAUUAUUUAACAAGGUGAAUGUGCUGCUUUCUGUCCCUGUAUUUGUUUUAUAUUUAGUAUAGGGCACGGACUUGCACACAAAGUUUCCCACUGUACAUCUUGCCCUGUGGAAUAGAUUUUUCAAGGAAACAGUUUUUAAUCUAGUCUCCUUUGUGUACAAAGAUGUAAAAACUUGUAUAAGUGUGAUGAAAUAAAUAUUUUUCUGCUACAUC
Calidris pugnax (ruff) is the source of this 2017-nucleotide messenger RNA. RefSeq names its product StAR related lipid transfer domain containing 5 (gene STARD5). The transcript has 6 exons. The coding region runs from base 39 to 671 and encodes 210 amino acids. NCBI's taxonomy places the organism in Eukaryota, Metazoa, Chordata, Aves, Charadriiformes, Scolopacidae. The record is from RefSeq and is a predicted model, not a curated record. Gene Ontology annotation, molecular function: lipid binding.